UAUUAAGUUAAAGUUGCGACAUCUAAUUAGCUUUGGGAGCCACUUAACAAUGGAAUAAGAAAAUUCAAAGAAAUCGCACAAAUGCGAUUGUUCCUUGAUUUUGUGUUGCGUAAAAGAGAUGCUGCAUGGACAGAUAGAACUUGUACAAAGAAAAGUGAAGAAUAAAUAAAACUAAAGCAAAAGGUUUCUACUGCAACAGUGCUUCUUACAAAAAUGGCACACUGUAUAUCUUGCAGUUUGUAAAAUCUAGAUCUUAAUAUAGAAAACCCCAAAUUUUGGUUUUUAUUCUCUUUAUGUGUCUUGCUCCAAACAGCAAUUUGAUUCAAUUAAACCCAAAAGCUCUAAAAUAAUCAUAUGAGACCAGUCAUACUCAGCAAACUGUAGUCAUUGGCCAAUGGCCUUGAACCAGACCAAAGGUGAAAAGUCUCUAGUUGAUUUAGAAGCAGACAUUCCUAUCAAAAGCAUCCUUAUCAUGCAUGAUCCUGAUGGACGUGAACUUGAUUUUGAAAUGUUGCUUCGGGUGAUCGAAAACAUCAUGCACUACUCUACUUCAUCACAAAUCUUUGAUCAGCAGGAAGAUACCCUUGAUAUAAGCAGCAUAGUAGAGGAAUCAGAAGAUCGCUUAGCAUACUCGAUAUACAAGAUAUCAAGCGAGAUACUUAGCAAGUGCUACGGGAAUGAAAAUGCACAUGAAAGUACAUUAAGUGUGUUGCACUUACUUGGAAGCUAUAGAUGGGAUGAUAAGCUUCUUCUAGCUUUGUCCGCUUUUGCAACAGUCUUUGGCGAAUUCUGGGUCAUCAUACAGGCACAAAGCCAGAAUCCUUUAGCUGCAUCAAUUGCAUUACUUAAGCAAUACCCAAAUAGCUUCAACAUGUUUGAACCUAUUUUUACAGCAUUGAACUCGUUAGUUAAAACUAUGAUAGAAAUUACAAGGAGCGUUUCACAGUUUGAACGUCUACCAAUAAGGCACAUAGAGCUGCAGGAUGAAACUGUCAGUGUUGCAGCUACAAAAUCGUCAAUAUAUGUUGCUGCUUAUUGGAUCAUCAGAAGCAUUAUAGUCUGUGUGUCUCUCAUCACAAAUUUGAGAUCCCUCCAAGAUGAGCAAGUGCACCUUCUUGCCUUUCAGGAUCCAUAUUCAAUAUCUAGCGCUGUAUGGGAGAUUGCGAGUUUAAGAAGAAAAUUAGACGGAAUUGGCAAUCAUCUUAAUGCAAAAGUAGAUGUCUGCCAGCAACACACAGAGCAGAAGAUGCACAUGAAGCUUGUAAAUGCAUUUCAGGAGCCACACUUGAACAAUCAAGACGUGCUACAAAUAUUGUUUGGUCAGAGGAAUGACUUGCCACUAAAGCAUUCAUCUGCGCAAGCCAAGGUUGACAUCUCCUCACUGAAAAACAAAAUUGUUGUACUGUUAAUUUCAAAGCCAGAACUCCUGCCUGUUAAUGAAUUGCUUUUACUGGUUCAACAAACAUAUGACCAUCCUCUUCACAAUAAUCUAAAACAAAGCUUCGAUAUCUUAUGGGUCCCUAUUUCAACUUCCAAUAGAUGGAGUAACAAUGACAUAACAAUCUUCAACCUUCUGUCGAACUCCUUGCCGUGGUACUCAAUUCGACAACCAUGGUCACUCAGAUCAACAACCAUACAUUAUGCAAAAGAAGUGUGGCAAUACCAUGAACAACCCAUAAUGGUUGUCUUGGACCCUACAGGAAUGGUUUCAAAUAUAAACGCUAUUGACAUGGUAUGGAUCUGGGGAAUGAAGGCAUACCCUUUCUCCUUCUCAAGAGAAGAGGAAUUGUGGAGAAAUGAGAGAUGGAAUCUGAGACUCUUACUUGACAGUAUUGAUCCCUUGUUAACCAUGUGGGUAGAAGAAGAAAAAUCAGUUUGCAUUUACGGAAGCAACAAACUUGAAUGGGUACGAGAAUUCACCACAGAGAUUAAGAACAUACAAAGCUUAGCAGCACAGCUAGAGCUGGUUUAUGUUGGUAAUAAAGAACAAAGUGCACUUGCAUGCAGCAUAGUCUCUGCCAUAGAAAGAGAAAAGCUAAGUCACACUCUCUCAAUGACCAAGAUACUUCUAUUUUGGUUGCGAAUUCAGAGUGUCAAAAGAUCAAGACUGAAGUUCAACCAGAGGACUGACACAGACCAGAUUCUAAGAGAAGCAAUAACAUUGCUGGAUACCUGCAACGAAGAUAAUUGGAUGAUAUUUGGAAGCAGUUCUUCAGCAGAUAUUCUAAAGCUUCAUGUUAAAGAAUGGGCCAUAUUCUCAAGUAGAUACCCAUUAUGGAAAAAGUAUUUGCCACAAAUUGGAUUAGUAGAAGCAAUCAGACGCUCUCUGGAACCUCCUACUACUGAACCAUGCACCCACUCAAGAGUCACUACAUACAACAAAGAGCAAAUGGAAGAGACAACAUUUUGUGAUAAAUGUAAGCGUCCAAUGAAGAAGUUUUUCAUGUAUGAUGUGGUGGAACAGGCUUCCAGGAUAAAAUAUGAUUAACUUUCAUAACGAUUCAAAAGAUUGUGGAAGCACAAUGAACAGGUUCAUCAUGUAUCCCUCCUGUAACGAUCCCCCUAAAGUUUUCCCUUACAACUACACUGCAGUUAGUAUUAAGUGUUUGCGAAGUCACAUCAUUUGUUGCUCCAGGUUUGUAACAUAGUAGUAAUAAGUUUCCUCUUUAAAAGCCCAGCCCACAAAUAAAAUGUAUAAACAACAACUCUAGACUUAAUCCUAGUUCAUGCUGUAAUAUAGUUUAUCACUCAAGUACUAUCAAAGUCUGAUGCAGAAACUUGAGUCCGAGUAGCAUAGUAGUUGUUGCAUAAUUCCUGAAUAAGACACAUCCAAGGAUGAUUGGCCAGGCUGAUUGCCACUAAAGCCUAGUCCAAUGUUGCAACAAUGUUUCACUCAAACACUGUCAAAGUUCAAUACAAACACUAAAGCUCGAGUAACAUAGUAGUUGUUACAUAGUUCCUUGUUAAGCGUGUCUAAGGAUGAUUGCCAUUAUGUCCUAGUUCAAUGUUAUAACAUAGUUUCACUCAAAUAUAUCAGAGUUGAACACAAACACCCAAGUCCGAGUCCAAGUGUAAAGUAGCAGUUACAUAGAUCCAAAAUAAAAAGCGUACAGGGAUGUUUGCCACCAUAUCCUAGUUUGAUGUUGUAACAGUUUCAUUCAUACAAUCAAUCAAAGUUCAACACAAAUAGUCAAGUCCAAGUAACUUUGUAGAUACACAGUUCCUCAAUAAGACACCCAGUUCAACACCAUUGCCGCAAAAUCCUAGUUUAUAGGAGUAUUUGUAACCAUAUUGUGUAUAAUUAUAUAUCUAGGUUAAUGUGAGUCUGUGAUUAAC
Amaranthus tricolor (Joseph's coat) is the source of this 3336-nucleotide messenger RNA. RefSeq names its product protein SIEVE ELEMENT OCCLUSION C. Lineage: Eukaryota; Viridiplantae; Streptophyta; Magnoliopsida; Caryophyllales; Amaranthaceae. Bases 395 to 2488 code for a protein of 697 amino acids. The transcript is spliced from 7 exons. Gene Ontology annotation, biological process: phloem development. The record is from RefSeq and is a predicted model, not a curated record.